Molecule: messenger RNA, 1920 nt
Organism: Propithecus coquereli (Coquerel's sifaka)
Lineage: Eukaryota; Metazoa; Chordata; Mammalia; Primates; Indriidae
Product: chromosome unknown open reading frame, human C18orf63
Exons: 8
Coding region: 1-1920 (639 amino acids)
Source: RefSeq, a predicted model, not a curated record
AUGAAUGAUUCUAGACAGCAGUCACUGUUCUUCAUCACGCUUCCGGAUUUACACAAACUCUGUGCAGUCAGAAUAAUAUUGAGUAAUGGGUUGUCAGAUACUGAGAUUAGGAGUACACAAAUGAAGAUGUGCAGGCAAUUGCUGUUUUUGCAUCAAGAUAUUCUUACGUCACCUGUGCCUGGAAUAUUAAAUCAAAUUUGGGUGGUGAUGGCGAUGGAGGCUCCACAAAGAGUAAUUCCAAUAAUUCUUCAAAACUGCCUUUCAUAUUCAUUCAUGGCUAGACUUGCUCCAGCCUGGAAUAGAACUGGCCAUCUCUUGGUACAAGGUAACUUUAUCUCAUUCAUAUUAGACAUCAAUGUAACAGAAACUCAAGUUUGUCUAAGCAUAGAAGCUUGCACAAUCAGACUGCCACCACCUGAGUCUUACCAAAUGCUGUGGAAAUUCAGAGAAGGAUCAGACACUGGAUAUGGAGGAGAUGGUUCUAGAUCCAGAUACCCUCUCAGCUGCAUCAGAAGUCAGCCCAUACAGUUCUUUCCAAGGGUAGAUUUGGAAGGUGUGUUGAAAAGUUUCCUUUCAGAUUUAAAAUCUAAACUGCCCCAUAUAUGUGGAUUCCCCGUAAAGAUGACAAAUAAACCGUGCUACUACACACAAGAACUAACUAAACCUCACAUACAGGAAAACAAAGUCAAGCCACCCAAUUUGACCACUAAAAGAAUGUUCAGGAUAUCUCUGACUCAAGCCGGUUCCAUAAAACCUACUUUGGCUCAAAGUCUUCUACCAUGUUCAGUAGCAGCAGGCCACAGGGAGGAGCUUUCGGUCAGUCAGCCCAAGUCAGGCAUUUUCUCAGCUCUGUCUCUCCAGCCAGAGUCUGUUCAGGACAGAAAGAAAUCCCUGUCUAACAAGGUACCACAAGUACAUUUGGAAGCAGUAAAGCCCGACAGAGAAAAUACUCAAGUUCAACAUACAAAUCUUAGCUCCCAAAAUAACAUCACCCCUAAAUUCAUACCAGUUUUCAAAAAAAGAUUAUUACAGAUGAAUGAAAAUAUCUCAGCACUUGGCAACCUGAAAAGAAAACAGCAUGUUGUUACAGAAUCUAAAUUGUUUUCACUUAAAACUAGUAUGAUCCAGGAUGACAAACUGAAUUUAGCUCCAGCUGUAAAAAAAAGAUCUAAUAGUAACAUUCAGAUGCAUGCUAAAAAUUUAAAUCAGAAGAGUUCCAGACUUCUGCAAGAAAAAAAUGCUGAGUUCUGUGAAGAUAUGACAAAAUUUCCCUCUUCUAAUGGAAAAUCAACUGUGAGUUUAAAUGAAAGUAAACAGCUAUCUAAUAGUGCAGUAUUUCAUAUGAAAAAUAAUUUAGGGGUGAUAAAAAGUACUGUUGACUUCCAAGUGAAUGGAAAAGAGAAUUUAACAAGCAAAUGCAUAACACAAAUUUUAGGGAGGGGCCAUGAGUCACUAAAACUGGAAAGAAAACCACACAUUUUUGAAUCAGAUGCAGAAACAGAAUAUCCCCAAGUGCUACAGCAGCAAUCAGCAAAUCAAGCUAAAGAAGUUGAUGUAAGUGAUCCCAGGUUGAUAGUAAACAGAACAGCCCACAGGUCUAAAAGGAAAUCAUGUCCGGAGUCUUCAAAAACUUCAAAGAAAUGUCAUCCCAAUACGGUCCAUGAUGCGCAGUCCGGUUCUUCUAGGAACCAGACCCCUGUGAGGUUUGGGGGCGUUGGACCCUACUCGAUAAAGCAAAAACAAGAAAAGGGGCUCAAAGGAGUCUGCGUUUCCAUCAAGGUUAAGCCCAACCAGCAGUCCGGGUGUGGGGCUGCAGCCCGAGACCCGUGUCCCCUCAGCAUGUCCCGCUGUGGCCCAGACCCCAAGCCGGCGGAGCCAGGAGAGGACGGGAAGCUGGCUUCUGGGUUAUCCGUGUCAUAG